GGCACCUUUGGCAGCCUGGGUUUGCAGGUUUGCACCUAAUUCUUCCCGUCCAAAUCACGCUUAUGGUGUGUUGCUUUCCGUCCACUUUUUUUUCUGCCCCCCUUUGAUCAAAAAGAAGAGUGAGACUAAGGCUGCAACCCAACCCAGAUCACCCGCCCACCUCCCGCUUACUACAAAUACCUCCCCCCACCCACCUCCUCCAUCUUUCCUACAUCUCCUCAUCCACGUCGACUCUUAUCUCAAUCAACCAUCGACUUUUCCAUCAAUAACCUUAUUUUCCAUCUUCAAGUCGACUAAAUCCAUCAAACCUAAUCUGCUACAAUGGCCAGAACCAAGCAGACUGCCCGUAAGUCCACUGGUGGCAAGGCUCCCCGUAAGCAGCUCGCCUCCAAGGCUGCCCGUAAGGCCGCCCCCUCGACCGGUGGUGUCAAGAAGCCUCACCGCUACAAGCCCGGUACCGUCGCUCUCCGUGAGAUCCGUCGCUACCAGAAGUCCACUGAGCUCCUGAUCCGCAAGCUGCCCUUCCAGCGUCUGGUUCGUGAGAUCGCUCAGGACUUCAAGUCGGACCUCCGCUUCCAGUCCUCCGCCAUCGGUGCUCUGCAGGAGUCCGUCGAGGCUUACCUCGUCUCCCUCUUCGAGGACACCAACCUGUGCGCCAUCCACGCCAAGCGUGUCACCAUCCAGUCCAAGGAUAUCCAGCUGGCCCGCCGUCUCCGCGGUGAGCGCUCGUAAAUUUCGAUUCUUAAUUGAGUCAUUCUUUGGGUUGGCUCUUAUGGGAUGGCGAUAACGGGGUUUUGCUUUAAUUUUUCUCUUACGACUGGCGAUCAAUGAUGGGUUUUUUCAUUUUUUAUUCCAAUAUCACGGGUUUCGGCUAUGGGUUCUAGUUGUUUUCUCUGCGCAAGACCUAGGAGGCUGCUCUACGGGGCAGUCGGGUGGAUUGCUGGGGUGCAUCAAUCAUGUACAUUAUGGAACUGUUUUCCCAAUGGUGACCUUCAGCGCCACCGAUGGCAUAGACCAAUACAUCUAUGACCAGACAAUCCACCGAAUUAUGAUCA
Aspergillus candidus is the source of this 1055-nucleotide messenger RNA. It is a transcript of the gene hhtA, whose product is annotated as histone H3. Gene Ontology annotation, molecular function: DNA binding; structural constituent of chromatin; protein heterodimerization activity. The record is from RefSeq and is a predicted model, not a curated record. Bases 322 to 732 code for a protein of 136 amino acids. Lineage: Eukaryota; Fungi; Ascomycota; Eurotiomycetes; Eurotiales; Aspergillaceae. The transcript is spliced from 3 exons. Gene Ontology annotation, biological process: rRNA transcription. Gene Ontology annotation, cellular component: nucleosome.